Molecule: messenger RNA, 6345 nt
Organism: Carassius gibelio (silver crucian carp)
Lineage: Eukaryota; Metazoa; Chordata; Actinopteri; Cypriniformes; Cyprinidae
Exons: 16
Coding region: 472-4764 (1430 amino acids)
Molecular function (GO): protein binding
Source: RefSeq, a predicted model, not a curated record
CGUCGGUGUGGGUUCCCAUCGGUGGGAGCACAUCCACCUAAGGAGUUCCAAAAUCGGAGUGGGGCCCAAAAUGGUGGGCCCCAAUCCGAUUUCAAUUAAAAUAAGCUCAGCAGCUUCCCCUGAUGCUACCAUUGCUUUUUUUUUCAUCUCUAAAAAGUGGCCCGUAAGGUAGCAAAAAGUGGGUAAGUGUGUGAAGGUGUGUAUGGUCGAGCCUUUUUUUAACCGGAAGUCAGGAUAUACACUUCCCGCGAAUUCAAAUACACACCGCGGGAAUCUGAAACCUUUGGCCAAUGAAAUUACUGCACUGUAUAAUUAGGCGCGAAAGUAAGGAAAACUGCGGAAAUUGCACAAGAAGAAGAAGUAGAAGAAGAAGAUGACUUCAAGGAUUGAAGAUUGAAGACAGAAGAAGACGGAGUGGUUGAAAAUCUGAAUAUUUUUACAAAUACCGACCUCUGAUGCAACAGGGCCAUUAUGUCCACAAGGAGGAUGAGGAAAAAGCCUAUAGAUGAUGCAAAGACAUACAUUCUGUCUUGCACUGACAAGGAUGGGUUUAUGCCGAGAUUCAUUGACCAUUACAAAGGAAGAGGAGUGUUUGCCACACACCCCAUUGAACCCGGGGACUUCGUGUUGGAGUACAGGGGUAAACUCCUCACACAGGUGGAAUGCAAGUCAAGAAAAUACUCAGAGAUUGAAAGCACAUUUCUCUUUGACUUUCAGUGGCAGAAUCAUCACUUAUGCCUGGAUGCAUCUGAAGAAGAUGGAUCUCUCGGAAGAUUGGUCAAUGACAACCACAAAAAUCCAAAUUGCGUUAUGAAAAAAAUCAUAGUUGACGACAAACCACAUUUGUGCCUUUUUUCUCUGAAGAAAAUAGAAAUAGGAGAUGAAAUUGAUUACAACUAUGGCGAUUCAAAAUGGCCUUGGCGCAGUAAGUUGAAAAAAAACCAAGCUCCAGCCGCAGCAUUAGAGAAUGAGACUAGCCCUGUUCCUCAGAUGCUAAAUGAUGGACCAAACCCAGAUCAGACCUGCACACAGGUGAAAGGCCUUCAGACUCCAGCCGCAGCAUUAGAGAAUGAGACUAGCCCUGUUCCUCAGAUGCUAAAUGAUGGACCAAACCCAGAUCAGACCUGCACACAGGUGAAAGGCCUUCAGACUCCAGCCGCAGCAUUAGAGAAUGAGACUAGCCCUGUUCCUCAGAUGCUAAAUGAUGGACCAAACCCAGAUCAGACCUGCACACAGGUGAAAGGCCUUCAGACUCCAGCCGCAGCAUUAGAGAAUGAGACUAGCCCUGUUCCUCAGAUGCUAAAUGAUGGACCAAACCCAGAUCAGACCUGCACACAGGUGAAAGGCCUUCAGACUCCAGCCGCAGCAUUAGAGAAUGAGACUAGCCCUGUUCCUCAGAUGCUAAAUGAUGGACCAAACCCAGAUCAGACCUGCACACAGGUAUUUACUGUCCAAGGAUUUUCACUGGUUGAUUAUCCAUAUAGUGAUGAAACUGAUGAGGAUGGUAUGGAAAACGAACCUCCCACCCCACACCUGGAUGUCAUUUUAGGGCAGAAUGAUAUUGGCCCAGAUGUUUCAAAUCAUUUGUACGAUUCAGAUGAAACUGUUGUGAAAGAAACUUGUGAUGAGGCUUCUCCAAGCAACCAUUCCAACAAUCAAUCGGAUGAUGAACUUGUUCCACCACUGAGACGCACAAAAAGCAUUAUGAUGGAUAGAGUACAAGAUUUUACCCACAGUCUCUAUGAUAGUGACAGCCCAGAGGAGACUACUUUUUUUAAGCCUGAAAGGGAUUCACAGAAGCUGAGAAGAAGGUCUUGCCGUCCCAUUCAGAUGAAUCUCAUGGAAUCGGAUGACUCAAACUUAGGUAGCGAAGAGGAGUAUAUUCCAAAUCCCAUAGAUGAAAGCACAGAAAGUGAUAGCAGUAUGGAAUUAACCCUGGGAAAGGAAAAAAAGAACAAAGGUGCAUCAUCCAGUCAGAGCAAGUUUAAGCCCAGAGAGAGAAGUAGAUCUUCCAGAGAGAGUGGAAGCGAGUCCUCCAGACAGAGCAAGUCUAAGCCCAGGGAAAGUGGAAGUAGAUCCUCCCGAGAGAGUAGAAGCGAGUCCUCCAGACAGAGCAAGUCUAAGCCCAGGGAAAGUGGAAGUAGAUCCUCCCGAGAGAGUGGAAGCGAGUCCUCCAGACAGAGCAAGUCUAAGCCCAGGGAAAGUGGAAGUAGAUCCUCCAGAGAGAGUGGAAGCGAGUCCUCCAGACAGAGCAAGUCUAAGCCCAGGGAAAGUGGAAGUAGAUCCUCCCGAGAGAGUGGAAGCGAGUCCUCCAGACAGAGCAAGUCUAAGCCCAGGGAAAGUGGAAGUAGAUCCUCCAGAGAGAGUGGAAGCAAGUCCUCCAGACAGAGCAAGUCUAAGCCCAGGGAAAGUGGAAGUAGAUCCUCUAGUCAUAGCCAAUUUGACUUUAGCCAGAGAAGACUUUUGGAAAGAUGUCAUGAUCCCACACAAAGAUUUCCAAAUAGCAGAGUUGAUGGGAAUGAAAAGGAAAUCGCAACAUAUUCUGAAAACAACGUUUCAGUGCCCCUGGAAGAAGAGCAGUAUAUCAUUGUCAGUCCAACUUUAAAGAAAGAUGAUGGAUCCAGAAGCUAUAACAAGAAACAUUUCUGCUUUUAUUGCAGGAAGUUUGUCCAGAAAAUGUCAAGACACUUGUGGCGUAAACACCAAGAUGAAUUGGAUGUUGCGAAAGCAUUCAGUUUUCCCAAAAACUCAAAGGAAAGAAAACUACAAUUGGACUACAUACGAAAUAAGGGAAAUUUCGAGCACAACAGUCAUGUUUUGGAAACACAAAAAGGAAAACUAAUCCCAUGUAAACAACCAGGAAAAAAAUCAGAGGGACAUAAAUUUGCACAUUGCAUUCACUGCUAUGGGCUGUUCUCAAGAAGAGCGAUGUGGCGGCAUUUCAAGGUCUGCAGCUUCAAACCCGAAAGUACUAAACCAGGUAAAAAUAGAGUUCAGGCAUUGUGUGCUUUCGCUGAACCUUCUCCAUCGGAAUAUACAGACGCGUAUUGGAAGUUCUUGAGUGUAAUGAUUCAGGACAAGAUUGCAGUUGCAAUUAAAGGAGACAACUGCAUCCUCAAUUAUGGUUUCAGGUUGUUCAAAAAGAAUGAGAAGAUAGUCAGUCAACACCAGUAUAUACGCCAAAAACUGAGAGAACUUGGCAGGCUUUUAUUGGAAGCUAAAAAAAUCACACAUGUGAAGACCAUUCAAGAACUCAUCAAACCUGAACAGUACUCCCAGGUUGUCAGAGCUGCAAAGAACCUAUCUGGAUUCAGUGAGGAAACUGGCAUAUACCAAUGUCCCUCUCUUGCACGCAAGGUAGGGCACAGCCUGCAUUCGUUGGCUAUGUUUAUCAAGUCUGAAGGACUGAAAAAGAAAGAUAAAGAAACCAUUAAAGAUGCUGAGGAGUUUGCACAGUUGUAUUUAGAGAGUUGGAGGUUUGAUAUUGCAGGCCAGGCAUUAACCCAGCUUAACCGGGCCAAAUGGAAUGCACCGCAACUUUUACCUCUUACACAAGAUAUCCAAAGGCUACAUUGCUAUCUAGAAGAAAAACUGCAGCAACAUCUCAAAGAUUUAAAAGAACAUCGUUCAUCCACAAAUUGGAAGGAACUUGCAAAAGUAACGCUGACUCAAGUUAUGCUUUUUAAUCGGCGGAGAGCAGGUGAAGUGUCCCGAAUGCGCCUGUCUGCAUACUUAUCGAAGGACACAUCAGAGGAACAGGGAGAUGUAAAUUUGGCCCUCACAGCGCUUGAGCAGAAGCUCUGCAGGCAUUUUGUGCGAAUAGCAAUUGUUGGAAAAAGAGGAAGGAAGGUUCCUGUUCUUCUAACCCCAUCAAUGAGAGAAUCACUUGAUGCUCUUACUGAGAGCAGAGAAGAAUGUGGGGUGCUGAAGGACAAUGAAUAUCUGUUUGCAUUGCCACAAUCUGACCAUUACCUCAGGGCUUGUGACUGCUUGAGGCAAUUUGUCAGUGAAUGUGCAGACAUAAAAAAUCCUCAAGCGCUAACAUCAAUUCAACUGAGGAAACAUAUUGCUACCCUGUCUACUGUUCUGAACCUUAAAACCACCGAGCUCGACCAGUUGGCAGACUUCCUUGGUCAUAAUAUCGCUGUUCACAGGAAACACUACAGGCUCCCAGAAAGCACCCUACAAUUAGCCAAAGUAAGUAAAGUCCUUCUGGCAAUGGAACAAGGACGCCUAGGAGAUUACAAAGGAAAGAGCCUCGAUGAAAUACAAGUCGAUGUAAAUGAGACCAUUGACAUGGAGGGACCUUUAGCAGAGGACAUUGAAGAUGUCAGUAUGCUAGGAGAAGAUGGGUCAGAUGAUGAGGUCAGCAUGUCAUCCACGCAAGAAUGUACCUCCACAUCACAAAGUCAAAACCAGGGAGUGUCUGCCACCGAUGUCAGUAUGCCAAGAGAAGAGGGGUCAGAAGAUGAGGUCAGCAUGUCAUCCCUGCAAGAAUGUUCCUCCACAUCACAAGUCCAAAACCGAAGUGUGUCUGCAAAAAAGAGAGGAAAACAAACGGCCGUCAAAAGAAGCUGGACCCCAGACGAGUGUGCUGCAGUGGACACACAUUUGAGGAGAUUUAUUGUAAUGAAUCAAGUUCCUGGUAAAGAAGAGUGUCAGCGCUGUAUUACUGCAGAACCUCAAGCUCUCAGAAACAGGGACUGGAAAGCAGUUAAAUAUUAUGUUAAAAAUCGCAUUACAGCCCUGAGAAGAAAAGUCUAGUGUACCUAAUGGAACUGAGGUAAAACCAAAACAUUAGAGGUAGGAUCUUAAAAUGUUUUGUAUUUGGUUGUGUUCUGUUGUAACGUUGUUGUUGUUGUUGUUGUUGUUGUAGGGGUUUGCUCAGGUUUUAUGGCUGUCCAGUGGCCUACAAAUAUACAGUUAUACAAUAUACAGUUCUUAUUUAAUUUAAUUUUUUAUUUGAUGGAUGUAGGAUGGAUGUUGGAUGGAUAUUGAAUAGAUGUUUGAUGGAUGGAUGGAUGUUGGAUGGAAGUUCGAGAGCUGGGUGGAUGUAGGAUAGAUGAUGGAUGAAUGUUGGAUGGAUGUAGGGUAGAUGAUGGCUGGAUGGAUGUUGGAUGAAUGUAGGGUAGAUGUUGGAUGGAUGGAUGUUGGAUGGAUGUAGGGUAGAUGAUGGAUGGAUGGAUGUUGGAUGGAUGUAGGGUAGAUGUUUGAUGGAUGGAUGUUGGAUGGAUGUAGGGUAGAUGAUGGAUGGAUGGAUGUUGGAUGGAUGGAUGUAGGGUAGAUGAUGGCUGGAUGGAUGUAGGGUAGAUGUUGGAUGGAUGGAUGUAGGGUAGAUGAUGGCUUGAUGGAUGGAUGUUGGAUAUAUGGAUGGAUCUUGAAUAGAUGUUGGACAUAUGGAUGGAUGGAUGGAUGGAUGGAUGUUGGAUGGAUGUUCGAGAGCUGGGUGGAUGUAGGAUAGAUGAUGGAUGUUGGAUGGAUGAAUGUCGGAUGAAUGUAGGGUAGAUGAUGGAUGGAUGGAUGUAGGGUAGAUGUUGGAUGGAUGGAUGGAUGUAGGGUAGAUGUUGGAUGGAUGGAUGGAUGUUGGAUGGAUGUAGGGUAGAUGAUGGCUGGAUGGAUGUUGGAUGGAUGUAAGGUAGAUGUUGGAUGGAUGGAUGUUGGAUGGAUGUAGGAUGGAUGUAGGGUAGAUGAUGGCUGGAUGGAUGUUGGAUGGAUGUAAGGUAGAUGUUGGAUGGAUGGAUGCUGGAUGGAUGUUGGAUGGAUGUAGGAUGGAUGUAGGAUGGAUGUAGGGUAGAUGAUGGCUGGAUGGAUGUUGGAUAGAUGUAGGGUAGAUGUUGGAUGGAUGGAUGUUGAACAGAUGUUGGAUAUAUGGAUGGAUGUUGGAUGUGUGGAUGUUGGAUGGAUAUUGAUAUAUUCUUAUUUAUUUUAAUGCAUUUAUUUAUUUUAGGGCCUAAACACUGAAAGUGUGUGGGGCAUAUGUUAAAUAUUUCAAAGGAUUUUUCAUUUCUUUAAAUAUCUCUGUAUCAUUAUUUCAAAAUUUGAGGCUUCACUGGAAAGAACAACUUGUGUUAACAUGACAUUAUGGAUGCAGUCCAAUAUAACAUAUAAUUUCAAUGCCUAUAUAAGAGAAACUGUUGGGUUUACAUAAAAGUUCAGGCUGAUGUUGUUCAAACAUUGAGUGCAGAUUGUACAAACCUAGACAUUAAAUUAAUAAUUUGUUUUAAUCAUUUCAUAAAAAGUUUAUUGACUGACAACUGUGUGGCAUAAACUUUGUCAUUACAAUAAAAUUGGUCAUUUCAGUUUUGUUAUAAAACUGUCUUUGAAGCCGUAUGUCUUGUAAUCUGU